UGAGGGUACAUGCUGUAUGCUGUAGCUUACUUAUAUGGUUUGGACGAUCCUUAUCCCAUGUGUUAGCUUUUGCUGUUGAGUUAGGCCAUUUCAUUUUGUUAACAAGUUGUAUCAAUGUAAUGGUCUCCUAAGUUAGGUGGGAUCUUGCUCAAAAGGAACAAAAGAGAAAAAGGAAAAAGAAACCACAUAUCAGUGUUGCAAAAAGUCCAUUUGAGGGGCAAUUAAACACUGAAGCUAGCUGCAGCGCAAGUUGGUGUCAACAUGUCGUCUUGCUUAGGCAGUAUUCUGUGCAGACAAAGCAAAAAGCAACAGCAGCAGCAGAAAAGGAGCCAAAGUUACAAUGCCAGAGUUAAGCGAAGAAUAUGCCAAAUCGCUGCUAUUUUGAGGUAUUUUCCAGAAACUCACUUUGCAGAAGAAUUUUGUUUCUUGGUUUCAAGAAAUAAUUCCACCUAUAUCCGUUUACCCUGUCAAAACGGGGAAAAGAUUUGCAAGAUAAACAAGAAGCUUCACCUGGUGCAGUAUACGUCGUAUAUGCUAUGCUCUCACCUGGUGCAGAAACUUCAUCAGUUUUGAGAUUGACUUCUGCAGUAGCUGAUAAUAUUAGAAAAUGAUGCCAUAUUGAAACUACAAGAGGGAAAAAGGUAAUCGGUUUUGCUCUUCAUGGUUGUGUUUAUGUUAGAAUAGUAUGUGUGUUCCAGUAAACACCAAGGUAUAAACCCCCAUUACCACUAAAUGUUUUUUUUUUUUUUUUUUUUAAAUUGAAUAAAGAAUUCAAGCAGUUGUUAUCAUUUCAGGGUCAAUCAAGAGAAAUGGAGGAAGUUGACAAACAAUGAUGAUGUUAGAGUUGAAAUUUAACACAUUUUUCGAUCGUUGAAACAUAA
This is a messenger RNA of Lycium ferocissimum, 881 nucleotides long. RefSeq lists its product as uncharacterized. Lineage: Eukaryota; Viridiplantae; Streptophyta; Magnoliopsida; Solanales; Solanaceae. The coding region runs from base 262 to 573 and encodes 103 amino acids. The record is from RefSeq and is a predicted model, not a curated record. The transcript has 3 exons.